Molecule: messenger RNA, 1192 nt
Organism: Aspergillus glaucus CBS 516.65
Lineage: Eukaryota; Fungi; Ascomycota; Eurotiomycetes; Eurotiales; Aspergillaceae
Product: SDR family oxidoreductase
Exons: 5
Coding region: 79-1029 (316 amino acids)
Biological process (GO): fatty acid catabolic process
Molecular function (GO): 2,4-dienoyl-CoA reductase (NADPH) activity
Source: RefSeq, a predicted model, not a curated record
GGGACUCCAGACAGAUAACUUCAUGUUCCCUUCCUCUAUCCAUUCUCUAUAGUAUAAUCCUCUACCUUUUACCACAAAAUGUCCUCCAAACUAGACUAUAUCAGCGACACCUGGAAGGACGGUCUCUUCGCAAACAAGGUCGUCUUCUGCACCGGCGGCGCAGGAACAAUCUGCAGCGCACAGGUGCGCGCUCUCGUCCACCUAGGCGCUAACGCAUGCAUCAUUGGGCGGAACGUGGAAAAGACGGAGCGCGUUGCUAAGGACAUUGCCACUGUUCGUCCCGGUGCGAAGGUCAUUGGCGUUGGGGCUGUGGAUGUGCGGAAGCUUGAGAGCUUGAAUGAUGCUGUUGCGCGGUGUGUCGAGGAGUUUGGGGGGAUUGAUUUCGUUAUUGCCGGCGCGGCAGGCAAUUUCCUUGCCUCGAUUAACCAGCUUUCGGCCAAUGCUUUCAAGUCUGUGAUUGACAUUGACGUCCUGGGAUCUUACAACACCCUCAAAGCUACCCUGCCUUAUCUGGUGGAGUCGGCCAAGAAGCACAGGGUCGACCCGAACACUCUCAAACCCUCUCCCACCGGAACCGGCGGACGAAUCAUCUUCAUCAGCGCGACGAUCCACUACAGAACAAUGCCCUUCCAGGCGCACGUUUCCGUGGCCAAGGCAGGAAUCGAUGCUUUGUCGCACAGCGUUGCGGUUGAAUUUGGUCCGUUGGGUAUUACUUCUAAUAUCAUUGCCCCGGGACCUAUUGCGGCGACUGAGGGAAUGGACCGUCUCCUCCCCUCAGACGCUAAAAAUGUGUACAUCAAGACCCAGCCUCUUGGUAGAAUCGGGUCUGUUCGCGAUAUCGCGGAUGCGACUGUGUAUGUCUUUGCAGAUACUGGGAGCUACGUUAGUGGACAGGUGUUAGUUGUCGACGGCGCGGCCUGGCGUAUGUCUGCUGGCGGUGGCUCGUUUGGAAAGCUCGAGUACCCCGACUUCCUGCUAUCGGGGGAUGCGGUUCCGAAUGUGAAGGGGUCGAAGGAGUCGAAGUUGUAAGGGUCUUAGAUGUGUGUUGAUAGUUCAGGGGCGUCUUUGUUUUGAUAUUUGCUUUAAUCUGGUUAUUUGUUUUGCAUAAAUUAAAUAAUAGAUAUAAUUCCUUGGAUUGCUUUGUUUUGUUGUAUAUAUAUAGUUGAGUAUGAGAUGUCAUCUUUCAAACGCC